Messenger RNA from Melospiza melodia melodia, 2160 nucleotides. It is a transcript of the gene OGFOD2, whose product is annotated as 2-oxoglutarate and iron dependent oxygenase domain containing 2. The transcript has 7 exons. NCBI's taxonomy places the organism in Eukaryota, Metazoa, Chordata, Aves, Passeriformes, Passerellidae. Bases 1458 to 2021 code for a protein of 187 amino acids. Gene Ontology annotation, molecular function: oxidoreductase activity, acting on paired donors, with incorporation or reduction of molecular oxygen; L-ascorbic acid binding; iron ion binding. The record is from RefSeq and is a predicted model, not a curated record.
GCGCUGCGGGAGCGCGGCUGCCGGAGCGAGGAGCAGUUCCGGGAGGUGCUGAAGGAGGCCAGGGACAGGGAUCAGUCCCUCACCAGCUCCAAUGUCACCUGACACCAAGGGGACAGACAUGUUCUUUUAAAAAUUCUUGGCAGAAUGAUGGUGGCUGUAAAUCAUACUGUAAUUAAAGCUUUAUUAACUGGAUAAUUAUGAUUCAUACAGCAGAGAAUUUAUGAGUAGAACAGCACAGGAUUUCCUCAGGCAGAAUCAAUGGAGCACAACAAGCAAUGUGAUCCAGAAUUUAUAAAACAAGAUCCUAAUUUAUAAUCUACAAUCACCUUGGUCCUAAGCACUUUUUAAUCACCUGGGCUCUUUGCAGAUCUGCUCAGACCUUCAUACAAAGUUUAUGUAUCAAUAUAAACAUCAUAGAGGAGACUUAGAAAUUACACAAGUCAAUAGGAGUCACUCAGUGCUGGCAGGAAGCAGAUGACAGUGGCUGUCCCUGGCUGGGGGAGGGCACAGAGAAAUCUGAUUUUUCUGCUUGGUUCCCAAGACCUUCAGGGACGGGAAUGAGCACAGGAGCUGCCUGGUCGCAGGGAAUGGCUGCUCACUCUCUCCUCAGUGAGGACUGCUACAAAUGAAUCUGUGAGGGGGAAAUGAACGGGAGGAGCUGCCUGGAUCAGCUUUUGCUCUGGAAGGGCAGCUCAGCCUGUCUGCACCACACUUAGCAGUAAUCCCUUCAUGACAGCACUUGUCUCACUCCCAGCAAAUGUCUUUAUUUUGGACAAUGCCUCUAUUGUCAGAACAAAAACCAGAUUCUGGAGGUGUCAGAAUGCCUGAAAGGGCUGAGAGCUCUCAGCUCCACUUGGCACUUCCACAGAAAAGUCCUCAGUCACUUUUUAAGCCAAACACUCUUGUGUCCCAGAGGUGCCCCCAAACACAAAUAACUGGAUUGAAUCAAGGAGCAGAAUUCCUGGAGCUGUUUCCCUCAGCCCUGCUGAUUUCUGACAGUGUGCUCUGUUGUUCACUUGCAGAUUGAAGCAGAAGUGCAGAGGAGGAAACAGUUACCCCAGCAGUCAGUGGAACGCAGAGCUAUCAUCUCCAAGUGCUACAAACCAAAACACCCAGAGGUGUACACGCUGCAGCACAGUGUGCUCUCCAGGCAAGGUUCCUGGUGUUCCAGCCAGGAAAGGCUCUUUCCUGUCAUGUCUGUGAUAAAUCUGGCCAGUUACUCCUGAAAAACCCAUGAACUGAAGCAAGCAGCAGCCGCCCUGCCCCAGCAGGACUCCUUCCUGGCCCCAGAGUUUCUGGAAAUCGAGAGGUUCUGCACAUCUCCAGGUGCUGAUCUCCAGGGCCUCCUGAGCUACCUCGAGUCCUUCUCAGACAAGAGGAUCUAUCGGCUCCCAGUGUUCACAGAGCACUUCUGCCAGGCCCUGCUGGAUGAGCUGGAGAACUUUGAGCAGUCAGACAUGCCUAAGGGCAGGCCCAACACCAUGAACAACUACGGGGUUCUGCUCAGCGAGCUGGGCAUGGACGAGCGGCUCCUGACGCCGCUGCGGGAGCGGCUGCGGCCGCUGACGGCGCUGCUGUACCCGGAGCUGGGCGGGGCCGGCCUCGACAGCCACAGAGCCUUCGCCGUCAAGUACGCCCUGCACCAGGACCUGGACCUCAGCUUCCACUACGACAACGCCGAGGUCACCUUGAACGUUUCCCUGGGAAAAGAAUUCACAGAGGGAAAUUUGUACUUUGGGGAGUUCAGCGAGGACCCCAGCCCGGUGCCCCGGUACAUCGAGGUGGAGCACGUGUGUGGCCGGGGGCUGCUGCACCGAGGGGGGCAGAUGCACGGGGCGCUGCCCAUCGCCUCGGGGGAGCGCUGGAACCUCAUCGUGUGGAUGAGAUCGUCGGCCGUGCGCAACCGCCUCUGCCCCAUGUGCCGCAGGAAACCCGAGCUGGUGCCGGCCGAGGGCUUCGGGGACGGCUUCACCGAGGGGGAGGAGCAGCCCGGGACCGUCAGUGUCUGUGCCCUGGGCUAGCGGGGGCAUUCCCCACACCGAGCUGCCCAAAGCUCCUCCCUGACUCCCAGGCUGCACAAGGAGCAGCUCUGACCUCGGGAAGGGAUGCAAAGCCAGCCCUGCCGGGAUUCCAGCUCGAACUCGGCUCCUGAGGGCUCGG